Megalops cyprinoides (Indo-Pacific tarpon) is the source of this 720-nucleotide messenger RNA. RefSeq names its product GS homeobox 2 (gene gsx2). Lineage: Eukaryota; Metazoa; Chordata; Actinopteri; Elopiformes; Megalopidae. Gene Ontology annotation, biological process: regulation of DNA-templated transcription. Gene Ontology annotation, cellular component: nucleus. The record is from RefSeq and is a predicted model, not a curated record. The coding region runs from base 1 to 720 and encodes 239 amino acids. The transcript has 2 exons. Gene Ontology annotation, molecular function: DNA-binding transcription factor activity, RNA polymerase II-specific; sequence-specific double-stranded DNA binding.
AUGUCACGGUCCUUCUACGUCGACUCCCUGAUCAUCAAAGACAACGUGCGAGCCGCGCCUCUGAGCGAGCACAGCGGGCAGGAUUUUCUCAUCCCGCUGAGCAUGCACUCCUCCAGCGUGAUGACGGUCACCGCGCCAGUGUGCCCCUCCAGGAAAAGCGGCACUUUCUGCGUCUGCCCGCUCUGCGUAACGUCCCACAUCCACUCUCCCCGGAGCAGCAUUCCGCUGCUGAAGCCGCAGUUCCCGAGCGGGGACCCGCAGUACUGCCAGAGGCUGGCGCACCAACAGAGCCCUGCGCUGACGCAUCCCGGACACGCACCUGUCUGCACGCCCACGUACAGCGUCACAGAUCCCAGGAGGUACCACUGUCUCUCAAUAGGCGCUUCGGAGAGCAGCCAUAUUCAGAACGGGAAAAGGAUGCGCACAGCCUUCACCAGUACACAGCUUCUAGAGCUGGAGAGGGAGUUCUCCUCAAACAUGUAUCUGUCCCGACUACGGAGAAUUGAAAUCGCGACAUACUUAAACCUGUCCGAGAAACAGGUGAAGAUCUGGUUUCAGAACCGCCGGGUAAAGCACAAAAAAGAGGGCAAAGGAGCACAGAGGAACGCGCACAGCGGGUGCAAGUGCGCGGGCAGUCACGCGCACUACCCCAGGUCGGAGGACGAGGAGUCGUUAUCGCCCGCAUCUGCAACCGAAGAGAAGGAGAUCUCCCCCAUCUGA